AUGACGAUGUAUUUAACGCCUGGACUAGACAAUCCUAAUCCCAGCAAGAAUGAGGAUACUCUUCCAGAACUACGAGAUCCACAUAUUGCACGACAUGUCGAACAUACUGAUGUCUUUAGCGAAGUCGAUGGUCCUAAUUCCUCCACAUCGCUAACGAACUUAGACAGAAUCAACUCGAACGGUUCAAGCUUCAACGGUUUCGCUAACGGUCUGAAUUCGUUAAGUCCUAUGAACGGAAUGAUGAACGGUUUCGGAAACGCAAUGAGCCACUUUCCAUUUCUACCUAACCUGGCCAACGAUCCUUUCGCAAAAUUUAACCUGGGUUCCACGUUGAGUAACGAUACACUCAGCCCGCAGAAGUCUUCGCCACAACAACAGUUUCUAUCCAACCAUGUCGAGGCGAAUCAUCCAAGCUUGCAACCGCCCGAUCUUCAGAAAUGUGAUGAGAACGACAGCGAGAUACCGUCGGAACCUCCAAGCCUUACACCGCUAGUUCCCUCGAGUUUUGGCUCGUUUUCAAGCGAAAGUUUCAGCAUGAACAAAGAGCUUCAUCGAACGGGAAAUUUACAUUCACCGGGGUUUCAAAAUCAAUUCAGUAGCAAUCUAAAUGGAUUAAAACCUUUAGACGCUCUAGCAACGCCAACUUCAUCGACAGAUCGACUCAACCUUUCUGAUUUUAAUAACCUAAACUACAAACUUUCUCCCGAUGCUAACUUCCCUCCACACCAAAUGGACAUGUUUAACUCGUCUGUCUUUCUUCCUCCCCGAACUCAAGUACAAAACACCGCACCAAUGCCACCUUUCUAUAAACCACCUUACCAAGGCUUUCAGGGCAUGUCUCCGUACAACAAUCAACCUUCGGUUAAUCCCAUGCUAUUUAAUGAACAAAAUAUGAACAUAGGGAAUCGUUUUGGAGCGCCUAGCUCGCAGGUUCCUCCCGAAUUGACGAACAUGGGACCAAGCAGUUCUAUGAGCCAUGACCAGUUUGGUGUCAUGAAGCAAUCAUCCAAACACGGGCAAAAUGAAGAUGUUUUAAAUGAACUAAACUCGAAAAAAGUGAACAAUAAAGGCUAUCUUUGCGAACUUUGCGGGAAAAUCUACACUCGAAAAUACGGCUUGAAGAUACACAUGAGAAUUCACACGGGUUAUAAACCACUCAAAUGCAAGUAUUGUCAAAAAAGGUUCGGAGAUCCAAGCAACAUGGCGAAACACAUUCGCCUACACGCUGUUGGAGAUACUCCGUAUAAAUGUCAGUAUUGUGGGAAGGUGCUUGUAAGAAGACGAGAUUUAGAUCGACAUAUUAAAUCGAGGCAUCCCAACGGACGAUGA
This is a messenger RNA of Paramuricea clavata, 1329 nucleotides long. The record is from the annotation of a GenBank genome assembly. Lineage: Eukaryota; Metazoa; Cnidaria; Anthozoa; Malacalcyonacea; Plexauridae.